AGGCUAUGCCCCUUUGCAGCAAUCUCUAGCCACCCCCAUUGGCCAGGGUGUCCCUCCCACUGGCCUUAGAGCCCCUCCCACCUCCACUCUAGAUAAGGCCAGCCCAGGACUGCUUCACUGGGCAAUAGGCACUAGGGCUGGAAUGGGGCCGCCGGGCUCCCCAUGGCAGUGGGGGCUGCUGCUGCUGCUGCUCCCCCCUGCCACCCCCUUCUGGCUUUUCAAUGUGCUCUUCCCCCCGCACACCACGCCCAAGGCUGAGCUCAGUAACCACACACGGCCCGUCAUCCUCGUGCCCACAGUGCCUGGCUGCCUGGGGAAUCAGCUGGAAGCCAAGCUGGAUAAACCAGAUGUGGUGAACUGGAUGUGCUACCGCAAGACAGAGGAAUUCUUCACCAUCUGGCUGGAUCUCAAUAUGUUCCUACCCCUUGGAGUGGACUGCUGGAUCGAUAACACCAGGGUUGUCUACAACCGCAGCUCUGGGCGUGUGUCCAAUGCCCCUGGUGUAGAGAUCCGCGUCCCUGGCUUUGGGAAGACCUACUCUGUCGAGUACCUGGAUAACAACAAGCUGGCAGGUUACAUGCACACACUGGUGCAGAAUCUGGUCAACAAUGGGUACGUGCGGGACGAGACGGUGAGGGCCGCCCCCUACGACUGGCGGCUGGAGCCUAGCCAGCAGGAGGAAUACUACCGGAAGCUCGCUGGGCUGGUGGAGGAGAUGCACGCUGCCUAUGGGAAGCCUGUCUUCCUCAUUGGUCACAGCCUCGGUUGCCUACACUUGCUCUAUUUCUUGCUGCGCCAGCCUCAGGCCUGGAAGGACCACUUCAUCGAUGGGUUCAUCUCUCUCGGGGCUCCCUGGGGGGGUUCCAUCAAGCCCAUGCUGGUCUUGGCCUCAGGUGACAACCAGGGCAUCCCGAUCAUGUCCAGCAUCAAGCUGAGAGAGGAACAGCGUAUAACGACGACCUCCCCCUGGAUGUUUCCUUCCAGAGAGGCAUGGCCCGAAGACCAUGUGUUCAUUUCCACGCCCAGCUUCAACUACACAGGCCGUGACUUCCAGCGCUUCUUUGCAGACUUGCACUUUGAGGAAGGCUGGUACAUGUGGCUACAGUCACGUGACCUACUGGCAGGACUCCCAGCACCCGGUGUGGAAGUGUACUGUCUAUAUGGCGUGGGCCUGCCCACACCCCGCACUUACAUCUUUGAUCAUGGCUUUCCCUACACAGACCCCGUAGGGGUGCUCUAUGAGGACGGUGAUGACACCGUAGCCACACGCAGUACUGAGCUCUGUGCCCGCUGGCAGAGCCGCCAGCCACAGCCUGUGCACCUGCUGCCUCUGCAUGGGACAGAGCACCUCAACAUGGUCUUCAGUAACCAGACUUUAGAGCACAUCAAUGCCAUCCUGUUGGGUACCUACCGACAUAACACCCCUGUACCCCCAGCUGCCAGCCCAGGGCCUCUGCCCCCUGAAUAAAGAUCUUCUUUUGCUCUCUAA
Messenger RNA from Canis lupus familiaris (dog), 1489 nucleotides. It is a transcript of the gene LCAT, whose product is annotated as lecithin-cholesterol acyltransferase. The coding region runs from base 143 to 1468 and encodes 441 amino acids. Gene Ontology annotation, molecular function: phosphatidylcholine-sterol O-acyltransferase activity. Gene Ontology annotation, biological process: lipid metabolic process. NCBI's taxonomy places the organism in Eukaryota, Metazoa, Chordata, Mammalia, Carnivora, Canidae. The transcript is spliced from 6 exons. The record is from RefSeq and is a predicted model, not a curated record.